AUGACGGGGUCGACUUCCGACGAAACUCAUGAAUCAAGGGUUUUAUGCGACCAUUGUAAAACACCAGUCGAACCUGGGAAGCAGACAUCUUCGACACCAUCCACGGCCCCUACAACAUCACCAAGGGAACUUGGUAAUGGUCCCCGACGCCAAGUGUUUGAGAGACUUGGCCCACAGGUACGACCAAAAGACCAGGCCUCAGUCAGGCGGCGUCUUGACUUCGACGUACCUUUCUAUAAUGAGGAUUAUUACUCGCGUAAUACCAGCAGUUUGGGCUCCCCAGCCGAUCGAAAAACUUUCAAACCACCUAAGACAUCGGAUCAACGCUGGUAUAGUUACAAUUCUCCGACUGGCUUAUAUACGGUGUUGUCUAAAUCUCAAAAACGUCGUCGCCAACAGAUAGAUUGCAUGGCUCAACGACGAGAAGUGCAGACCAGCCAUGCCAACCGGUGGCAACCAAAAAAGGAUGUGGAAAGCAUUAGUGAACGGCCAACCCCGACUUUCAUGACCGAGUUAGUCGAAGGGAGAAAAGUAGCGGCUCCCGGCUUUGAAAUCACUAUUGAAGAGUCUGAGAAACGUAUCAAGCUUCUUCUCCGGCCUGGGGAGAUGAGAGCUCGUCUCGAGCAUUUUAGACAAGAGGCCGAAAGCAAACUUUCUCCGUUACCACCGCGCAAGCCGUUCAUCAAAAUACGACUUUUCUCGGCUGUAUCUCUCUUCGGCCUCACAGCCGACGAGGAAAAAAGGAUAGCACUAUUGGAUACAUAUUUAGACACGAGGAACGCCCGUAUCGCCUAUGAAGAACGAGCUCGUAAAACACUGGACCACAAUAAAUCUUCGGCAAUAAACAUAGUCGAGGAAAAUAGCCAAAACAAACUCGACUCGGUCAACACGCCUCAGUUGCCGGUCCACACCAAGGCACUCAAAAGUUCGAUUAAGGAUGUUCCGCCAACUGCUACUAUGGUUACUUCUGUGAAAGACGACGACCACGAUCCGAUGGCGCACGAAGCUCAGUUCUGUUUUAAUUUCAAAAGUGAGCUUGAGAAGAUGAAGAACUGGCUUGGAAAAAUGAAUUGCUUAGUUGUCGACGCAGACAAGAAACUGAAACUGUCGUCUGAACAGGAAACGGUCAAGAAAUAUUUGGGUGAGCUAAGGGAAGUGAUUUAUGAAGCCGACAACGCAUUGACGGAUUGCCUGAUCAGAGAGGAAGAAAAGAAGAAAAAGACGUUCUUCUCAUGCUUGUUGCCUCUGGAGCCGGUUUUCCCGUAUCAGAUGGGCAGGAGGUUGACGAACAUUAAUUCUGAUAUGAAGAAGGUGCACGACGAGUUGGUCAAGUAUUUGAGUGCAUCAGCUGCUGCACCAGAUAGUAUGAGCCAACACAUCAUCAGCAGCAGGCCAUUUGUUGGUUCACUAAACCCACAUAAGACAUAUGGAUUGGAUGGGGACAUAGAAGAGUUGAAAGGGUGGAUACUUAAAGACGACGAGAAGGAACCAGCAAUGAACUACAUUGGCAUUGUGGGGAUGGGGGGCCUGGGCAAAACCACCCUUGCUCAACAACUCUUUAACGAUUCUCAAAUCUUGGAUCACUUUGAAAAGACAAUGUGGGUGUGUGUUUCCGGAAAUUUCUGCGAGCAGUGGAUCCUGAAAAGGUUACUCAGCAAAGUUAAUGAAGAAACGUCUUCCUUGGAUAAUGAUGAAAUUUUGCGCAGACUCAUCACUGUCCUUAAUGGUAAAUCCUAUCUCAUUGUCCUGGAUGAUGUGUGGCCUUACAAAAACAAAUCAGAUUGGUUGAAAGACCUGUGCUACAAGCUACCAACAUCAGUUGGUAAAUCCAGCUGCAUCAUUAUUACCACCAGGAAUGAACACGUUGCGCAAAAAAUGGUUCUUAGAAACACACAAAUUCAUUACCAUCAACCUCUGAAGAGCAAAGACAGCUGGGAUUUAUUCAGUGAACAUGCAUUUCGAAAAAGCAAUGGAGAAUGCCCUGGUGAUCAUUAUAAAGAUGUCUCAGUGCAUAUCUUGAAGAAAUGUGGUGGCCUUCCUCUGGCAAUAAAGACUUUAGGAAGCUUAUUGUCUGAGAAGGUUGAUUCUCCUUUAGAAUGGACAGACAUUUCGAACAAAUUCCAUGCACUCACAACCGAAGGAAAAACUGUAGAUGUCAUCGACUCUCUGCAGUUAAGCUAUGAUGAACUUCUACAUACCAGUCUCAAGCAAUGCCUAUUUUGCGUCUCCAUUUAUCCCGAAGACUUCGAGAUAGAUGCCGAACAGUUGAUUCACUGGUGGGUUGGGGAGGGCCUCGUCCAGCAAAAGGAUUCAAAAACAGCUAUAGAAUUGGGAUAUGAAUAUCUCGCAGAACUAGUGAACAGAUGCCUGCUGGAAGUAGUGGAUAGGCGAUGGUAUGAUGGGAAAGUUUAUAAGUGCAAGAUACACGAUAUGGUGCGGGAGGUAAUUAUCAAGAUUGCGGGAGAGGAGGCAUUUUGCAUCUUCAAUGAGCAGGGAAAGCUAAUGCAGAAACAUGAGCAAAAUGAGCAAAAUGAGCAAAAGCCACGAUGGUUCCGUAUCAGCGAAGACAUGGAUGAUGACAAGAAGGAAUUAGAAGAUAAUCCAAAGUUGAGGACAUUUUUUCUCAUGUCAAGCCCUCCUAGUAACUUUGGCAAGAAUUUUGGGUUCCUGGAGUCCCUCAGGGUGUUGGACUUGUCUUACUCUAAAGUUGUCGAAUAUAGCAUCACCCAGUCUCCAGGUAGAACCUAUAUCAGUUCUCUCAAACGCUUAGCAUGUCUAAACUUGAGUGGAACUCAGAUACGGGAAGUCCCAUCUUCGAUUCAGAAACUGCUUAACCUCCAGCUUUUGGUGUUGAACGGAUGCAAAAAAUUAGUCAAAAUACACCCAUCCAUCAAAUGUUUGAAGAGGCUCAUUGUCUUGGACGUUGGAGAUUGUCCCCUUGAUUGCCUACCCAAGGGUCUAGGGAACCUCUGUCUUCUACAAGAACUUACCGGAUUCAAGGUGGUGAAUCCGGCCAAAACACAGGGUUGCGCCCUUCGUGAGCUCAGAGAACUAAAGAACCUAAGAGUUCUUCGAAUUGUGCUAAGUGCUGACACUGAAAUCUCUCCAGAUGAAAUAGGCAUCCUAUCAAGUCUCAGCAAUCUCAAGGUCGUUACCAUUGAUGCUGAUGAAUGUAAAGAACAGGAAACUUUGGGAAAGUUAGACGGGCUUAAGAUGCCUCCAAAUCUCAGGGAGCUGUAUGUAAGGAAUUAUCAUUCCAACGCAAUGCCCAACUGGUUUCAUCCGAAUGUGCUUUCUGGAUUGCAGUAUCUCUGUGUUGAGAAUUGUGACAUUGCGAAACUGACCAGUGAUCAGUCCACUUGGAAACAUGUUGAGGGUUUGUGUUUGAAGUUGCUGAACUAUGAGGAAGAUGGGGAUAACUUGAGGAAAAUUAUGCCUGCACUCCGCUACAUGGAGAUUCGCCAUUGUUCAAAGUUCAAAAAUCUUCCCCGCGAGGUUGAAGAGGAAGGAGUUUGGAGAAAGAAAAACAGAUCAGUGUAUAGUGAUCAAUAA
This is a messenger RNA of Pyrus x bretschneideri (Chinese white pear), 3552 nucleotides long. Its product is annotated as disease resistance RPP13-like protein 4. The transcript is spliced from 4 exons. Bases 1 to 3552 code for a protein of 1183 amino acids. Gene Ontology annotation, molecular function: ADP binding. Gene Ontology annotation, biological process: defense response to other organism. NCBI's taxonomy places the organism in Eukaryota, Viridiplantae, Streptophyta, Magnoliopsida, Rosales, Rosaceae. The record is from RefSeq and is a predicted model, not a curated record.